Nelumbo nucifera (sacred lotus) is the source of this 827-nucleotide messenger RNA. RefSeq lists its product as uncharacterized. The record is from RefSeq and is a predicted model, not a curated record. NCBI's taxonomy places the organism in Eukaryota, Viridiplantae, Streptophyta, Magnoliopsida, Proteales, Nelumbonaceae.
GUACGUGUGACAAAAGUAUGUAAUCUUGAGUUUCGUUUUGCUUUUUCCGAGAGCAUCAUUUGUAAAAAAAAACCAUAAAGCUGCCCAUCAAUUACUUCCUAUCAACCGAUCAACUAUCUGAUACACUGUCAUUAUAUGUUAAAUUGUUAAUGCUUGACGCCUUCACCUGCUGGUACCGGUAAGAACGUAAUAGUUACAAAUGUCAUCCUGACGAUCUCGUUCCCGACGUCUACCGAACUGUUGUUGUGUUGAUCCAUCUGACAAAGUAGUUCAGGGGCCGAAAUUAUUCCCAAAGGAAAAGAAAGGGUGAGAGUGAGACCUGGGAGUUACAGCGACGCAGAGAGAGAGAGAGAGAGAGAGAGAGAUGGCGGUCAUGGAGAAGCUGAAAAUGUUCGUCGUUCAAGAGCCCGUGGUCGCAGCUUCGUGCCUUAUCGCUGGUGUCGGCCUCUUCCUUCCAGCUGUGGUCAGGCCUAUCUUGGAUUCCUUUGAAACAUCUAAGCAGGUAUCACAUCCUGCUUUAGGUGAUGUGGUUGCAGGAAUGACAGGUAAAAAACAGUAGCUGAGGCAUUUCGGUCCUAAUCACUUAUGGAAUAAACCUUUUUUGUGCUCUUCCGCUCUUCAUAACUGCAUGAUCAUGUAGAUUGUUGCACAUUUCCAUUUUGUAUUUCAUGUUUGUUUCUUUCUCAUUUUUUGGCAAGCAUGUCAAUGAAUGCAAACCUUGAACUAAGUUCUGAUCCUUUUUUUAAACCCUUUAUAUUGCUCUAGAGAAUCGAUUGGAGUGAAUGCAUCUAGUACAUGCCCUCUACUAUUGAACUCAUUUGAUCUAA